Hyaloscypha bicolor E is the source of this 390-nucleotide messenger RNA. RefSeq lists its product as uncharacterized. The record is from RefSeq and is a predicted model, not a curated record. The transcript is spliced from 3 exons. The coding region runs from base 1 to 390 and encodes 129 amino acids. NCBI's taxonomy places the organism in Eukaryota, Fungi, Ascomycota, Leotiomycetes, Helotiales, Hyaloscyphaceae.
AUGCCGGCCCGAUCCAACACAUCCUCUUUCGAGGGAAGCAUGACCUCGGGUAGUGGCUCUAGUAUUGGCCCUCAAACACAAGUCUCCGACACUCUCGGACGCUACCUCAACGCCGCCACAAACAUCUCGGGGCGUAUCGCACGAGGAGAAUUCCAAAGCAAGAAAGAGCAUGAAGAAAGGGCCAGGAGGGCCAUCGCCGAGUUUAACAGAGUCGUCAAGAGGGACAGUUAUUCAAAGAGUACUCUCAUGGGAGAAGCACGUCCCAGUGGCACCGCCCAUGGUGCAAAAAGAAGCGAGAUUCGCUCAUCUGAAAAUACCUUUAUCCCUUCACUGCCACCACCACCACCACCACCACCACCACCAGAACUAGUUUCUACUCGUCCAGCGUAA